Cannabis sativa is the source of this 3951-nucleotide messenger RNA. Its product is annotated as tyrosine-sulfated glycopeptide receptor 1. The record is from RefSeq and is a predicted model, not a curated record. Gene Ontology annotation, biological process: protein phosphorylation. Gene Ontology annotation, molecular function: ATP binding; protein kinase activity; receptor serine/threonine kinase binding. NCBI's taxonomy places the organism in Eukaryota, Viridiplantae, Streptophyta, Magnoliopsida, Rosales, Cannabaceae. The coding region runs from base 504 to 3770 and encodes 1088 amino acids. The transcript has a single exon.
AUAAAAAUUGCCAACAAUUUUUUUUAUAAUAAAUAAAACAAUAAAAACAAAAUCUUUGGGAUGAGAAGGGUAUCCUACAGCACACGCAAAUGGUAAUGGAGAUAGAUUAUUAUCAUGAUAUUCAUCAUCACCAUUCACCACUACUACGACCACCACCACCAUCGACUAAGAAAGGGUCCAACAGCCACUACCAGCCGCCCACAACCAAAGUAAACGCUUUUUCAGAAUUCAUUAGUAAUAUUAAUAUAUCAUUUUUCCAUCAACGUCACUUCCAUUUCCAUCUAUGUCUAUUUUUGUUUCUCUUCUUCUUCUUCAGUCAAUGGAGUUUUCCUUCAUUACUAUCUCAAACAACAACAAACACAACAAUAACUCACUACCUUAGACCAAAACGAAAGAUGGGUUCUUCUUAUUCUUUUCUUCUGAUUCAAUUCAUUUCCGAUCAUCGUCAUGAUUAAACACCACAUAUUAUUACUCUGUUUCACCUCAUUACACAACUUCAUGCCAUGUUUUCUUCUUCUUCUUAUGGUAAAAAGAGCUUCUUUUUGGGGAUGGAGGGUGGUUUCAGUUUCAGUCUCGGUCGUAAACUCUUCUUCUUACUGGUUUUGCUUCUCUUUGUGAUGCCAACUUUGAUGGGUUCUUUUGGCUUAAGUUCUUGCAACAUAGACGACACGGAAUCUCUAUUAGCUUUUUCUUUGAAUUUAUCGUCACCUUCUGGUGUUCUAAACUGGUCAGAGUCCGUUGAUUGCUGUUCUUGGGUUGGAAUCGGUUGUGAGGUCGUGGCUGGUGAGGACCGCGUUACCCGUCUAUGGCUUCCUUCUUCAAACCUUAAAGGCAUCAUUUUUCCUACCCUUAAGAACCUCACCUACCUUACCCAACUCAAUCUCUCACGAAAUUCCCUUCUGGGUUCUCUUCCUUCUGAUUUCUUUUCCUCCCUAAACCGUCUUAAACUCCUCGACUUGAGUUAUAAUCGACUCCAUGGGCGACUACCUUCUUCUGGUUCAGGUGCCUUCGAAACGGUCGACUUAUCGAGCAAUCUCUUUGAAGGGUCAAUACCCAUUUCGGUGUUCAAGCCUUCGGUGAUUACGGCCACUCUUACAAGCUUUAAUGUCAGCAACAACAGCUUCUCUGGUUCAAUCCCUGUCUCUGAAUUUUGCACUAGUGGCAAUUUGGUUCCAUCUCUUGAGUUCUUAGACUUCUCCUCUAAUGAGUUUAAUGGUUUCUUCCCUCCUGGUAUUGGGGGUUGUUCCAAGCUUAGAAUAUUCCGGGCAGGGUUUAAUAAUCUGACGGGUUUGAUCCCAGACGAAAUCUACAAAGUUGUCACCUUGGAACAGAUCUCGUUGGCUGUGAACCAUUUUUCUGGACCAAUCGCCGGUGUAGUUCAACUGACAAACCUCAGGAUUCUCGAGCUUUAUUCUAAUCAGCUCAAUGGAACAAUUCCUGAGGAUAUUGGGAAUCUCGCCAGUUUGGAUAAGCUACUUCUCCACAUAAAUCACUUCACAGGCUUUAUUCCCUUAUCUUUAAUGAACUGUACUAAUUUGUCCACCUUAAACUUAAGGGUCAACUCUUUGAUUGGCAAUCUCUCUGACUUUGAUUUCUCUAAGUUGCAGAGGCUGACCAUUUUGGACCUUGGCAAUAACAAUUUCACAGGGGAGUUACCUCGUACCCUUUACUCAUGUAAGACAUUGACCGCUGUGAGACUUGCCGGAAAUCAACUCAGAGGGGAAAUUUCUCCUGAGAUACUUGAGCUGAAAUCACUCUCUUUCCUUUCCAUCUCUAAUAACAGCCUAACAAAUAUCACUGUGGCACUUAAGAUUCUAAAGGAUAUCAAGACUCUCACUACUUUGGUUCUCUCAAAGAAUUUUAUGUCUGAACUUAUGCCUCAAGAUGAUGACCUUUUAGAACCUGAUGGGUUUCAAAAUCUACAAGUUCUUGCUUUUGGUGGUUGUUUACUCUCUGGUCAAGUACCCAAUUGGCUUUCAAGGCUUAAGAAGCUUCAAGUUUUGGACUUGUCUGUUAACGUUCUAGCUGGUCCUAUACCCGGAUGGUUUGGUAAGCUUCCCAACCUGUUUUACUUAGACUUGUCAACUAAUCUCAUUACUGGAGAAUUCCCCAAGGAGCUUUGUGGGUUGCAAGCUUUGUCAGGAGAGUCUGAACCGAUUAACAGGAGUUUUCUAGAGCUGCCUGUGUUUGUUAUGCCCAAUAAUGUAACUAAUCAGCAGUAUAAUCAACUCUCCAGUCUUCCUCCAGCCCUAUAUUUGUGUCACAACUAUCUCAGUGGCUCUAUACCUACUGAGAUUGGCCAACUGAAGUUUCUUCAUGUUUUGGAACUCAACAACAACAGUUUCACUGGGACCAUACCAGAUCAAAUGUCUAGCCUCACUAAUUUAGAGAGAUUGGAUCUCUCCAAGAACCAUCUGAGUGGUGAAAUUCCAUCUUCACUUAAAGUUCUGCAUUUCUUGUCAUAUUUCAGUGUUGCAUCAAAUGAUCUUCAAGGUCCAGUCCCAUCUGGAGGUCAGUUUGACACUUUUCCGAGCUCUAGCUUUGAUGGAAAUCCGGGGUUGUGUGGUCUUCCAUCUGUGCAACGCUCUUGCUCUUCACAAUCACCUUCAACUCUUCAUCAUAGUCGAAAGACAAAUAAGAAGCUUCUUGUUGGAGCCAUUAUUGGGAGUUGUUUUGGUGCUUCUGUUAUUAUAGGUGUGCUACUCUCUCUGUGGAUUUUAUCGACAAGAAGAAUACUUCCUCGAGGUGACAGUGACAAGAUAGAUUUCGAUACGAUUUCUAACAAUUCCAACCUUGCGGUUACUCCUGAAGUUGACAAGGAUGCAAGCAUAGUCAUAUUGUUUCCAAACAAUACUAAAGACAUCAAGGAUCUUAGCUUAGCUGAAAUCUUCAAGGCCACUGACAACUUCAAUCAAGCCAACAUAAUAGGUUGUGGGGGUUUCGGUUUGGUCUAUAAGGCUACACUAGCAGAUGGGACCACACUGGCUAUUAAGAAGCUCUCAGGAGAUUUGGGUUUGAUGGAAAGGGAAUUCAAAGCAGAGGUUGAAGCCCUUUCAACAGCUCAACAUGAGAACCUGGUUUCUCUUCAAGGUUACUGUGUACAUGAUGGCUGCAGGCUACUGAUAUAUUCCUAUAUGGAAAAUGGAAGUCUGGACUUUUGGUUGCAUGAAAAGCCUGAUGGCCCAUCUCAGUUAGAUUGGCCAACUAGGCUAAAGAUUUUACAGGGUGCAAGCUUUGGAUUGGCUUAUAUGCAUCAAAUAUGCGAACCACAUAUUGUUCAUCGAGAUAUCAAGUCGAGCAACAUCCUGCUUGAUGGGAAGUUUGAAGCCCAUGUAGCAGAUUUUGGAUUGUCUCGGCUGAUCCUUCCUUACCAGACACAUGUUUCAACAGAGCUUGUAGGCACCUUGGGUUACAUUCCUCCUGAGUACGGUCAAGCAUGGGUGGCCACUUUGAGAGGAGACAUGUACAGUUUUGGGGUUGUUAUGCUUGAGCUGCUAACUGGGAAGAGGCCUGUUGAGGUGUUCAAGCCAAGGAUGUCAAGAGAACUGGUUGGCUGGGUUCAGCAGAUGAGAAAAGAGGGAAAGCAAGACCAAGUCUUUGACCCUUUACUAAGAGAGAAAGGUUUUGAUGAUGAGAUGCUGCAGGUACUUGAUGUAGCCUGUAUGUGUGUCAACCACAACCCUUUCAAGAGACCAACCAUUAAGGAUGUUGUUGACUGGCUAAAAAAUAUAGGAACAGACCGUCAUCAGCAGCAAAAUAUGGCUCAGUGAAGGGAAAUUGCUUCAACCCCAUCCUAAGUUCAUAUGUGUAUACUUGCACAGAAUUAUCUUGUUUUUUUUUGUUUUUUUUUAACUAGUGCAGAUUGAUCAAUAUACCUGUAUGUUUUUGUUGAUUUAUUAUACUAUUUUGAAGCACUCUGAUGAAACUAUGAUCGAGUGAUUUGGUUUAUAA